Helobdella robusta is the source of this 5155-nucleotide messenger RNA. RefSeq lists its product as hypothetical. The coding region runs from base 1 to 4419 and encodes 1472 amino acids. The record is from RefSeq and is a predicted model, not a curated record. Lineage: Eukaryota; Metazoa; Annelida; Clitellata; Rhynchobdellida; Glossiphoniidae. The transcript is spliced from 28 exons.
AUGCCGGCCGUCCGCACAGCUCCGCUGAACAACCCCAGCCAAGUGUUGUGCAGCGAAGAUGAAAGCGACAUCAGCCCGCUCACUGACGCUUCCGUCGUCUUCACAACUCUCUCCAAAAGGAUGCGACCCAAGAAGAUUCCAUUCGAUGAACUGCCCGCUCUUUAUGAAUUCACAACGGCUUCUGACAUCAUGAUCUCCCUGAUCAAGAUGAACACCUGGGGAGAUGAGGCCUUCGACGAGCCGAGAGCUCAGGCUCAAUACUUCUACGCCAUCAAGGAAAUUAACGUUGGAGGAAGGUUAAUACUUAUGGGCAUUCGCUGGGUUUCAUCGGGUUCAGUGGGCAUCCUGCGAUGUUACUGUCAGCACAACACAGACGGCGUCGACUGCGAGAAGUGCCUGCCCUUCUACAACGACCUCCCCUGGAAGAGAGGCACAAUGAGGGAGCCAUUCGAGUGCAAACCUUGCAACUGCAACGGUCUGUCAGACACGUGCGAGUUCGAUGCAGACCUUUACAGCCAAACAGGGUACGGUGGCAGGUGCACUGAUUGCAGGGAGAAUACCUCGGGUCCCCAUUGCGAGUUUUGCGCGGUCGGCUUCUACAAGGAUCACAAUUACAACAGAUGUUUUCCCUGUUUUUGCAACAUUCAAGGUUCCGUGAACGAGCAGUGUGAGAUGGGAGGGGCUUGCCUCUGCAAGGAGGGGGUACAUGGGGAGAAAUGUGACCUUUGCCUGCCUUACCACUACAAUCUCACCAUCACCGGUUGCGAUCAAUGCAGAUGCAACUACGCUGGAAUCUUGGAAGGCACGGAGAGGUUAUGUGAUGCAAACAGUGGCCAGUGCAUGUGUAAGGAGUUCGUGCAGGGACAGAACUGUGAUGAGUGCAAACCAGGAUAUUUUGGACUUGCAUAUGACAAUGCACUCGGUUGCACAAAAUGCUUCUGCUACGGUCACUCCUCAGAAUGCUCUCUGCACGAUGGCUACCACAUCAUGGAGAUCAAAUCUUCAUUCAGAUUGGGGUCCGAUGGAUGGAAGGGAGAGGCAGGGAGCGAAGACGCAGUUGAUGUCGAACAUCUGAGUGAGAACAACGAGAUAACAUUGGGGGGUGCUGAUGCUGCUGCCAGGUCACACUACUUUGUCGCACCAGCCAACUUUCUCGGAGACAUCCACCAGAGUCACAACCUCCUGCUCACCUUUGACCUCCGCAUCUCAUCCUCAAACCGGCCAGUCCAGCCCCAAAUCAACGACAUCAUGAUUGUUGGGGGCAAUGGAGUGACCCUUCAGACCCCCAUCUACAGCCAGGGCAACCCCAUUCCAAAUGAGUACGUGCAGCAUUACAAGUUUGUGUUGGGAGAACAUCAAAACUACCAAUGGCAUCCCAUCGGUAUGAGUAAUGUGGAGUUCGCUAGAGUCCUCUUCAAUGUUACUGCCAUCAAGAUCAAGGCGGUCUACAGCGACGAUGGAGCUGGCUUCUUGAGUAACGUCGUCUUACAAACAGUAUCAAGCUCAUCUUACACUGAGAACGAAGGUUCAAACGUGGUAGCCGUGGAGUUCUGCAAGUGUCCAGAGGGUUACGUUGGUCAGUUUUGCGAGUCGUGUGCCCCCGGCUAUAAAAGACAUGUACCCCACUCUGGUGCCUUUGGUGUCUGCGUGCCCUGCCAAUGUAAUGGGCAUUCUGAUCACUGCGAGGCUGAAUCAGGUCAGUGCAUGUGUGAGCACAGCACGACUGGCACCAACUGCGAACUCUGCAUGGAUGGGUACUAUGGGAACGCCAUGAAUGGAACAGCUGAUGACUGCACCCCCUGUGGCUGUCCCGAUGGUAACAAAUGUAUCUUCAUGGAGGCCACUCAAGAAGUCGUCUGCCUCGAUUGUGCGGAUGGAUACGGAGGUUUGCAAUGCGAUGUUUGUGACGAUGGAUAUUACGCUCAUGGAGAGUAUGAUGGGAACAGCGGGACCCCACUGCUCUGCAAGAAGUGCCAGUGCAACAACAACGCAGAUCCAAACGACGUCGCUCAGUGCCAUUACGAGACAGGGAAGUGUUUGAAGUGCCUGUACAACACGACCGGUGAUGCCUGCCAGCACUGCCUGCCAGGAUUUUAUGGAGCUGCUGUCGAUGAACCGCAUGGAGCUUGUUACGCUUGCGACUGCUACCACAUCGGAACCUUACCGGAGGAACUGGAAGUUGAGAGGAACAACCAGAUCGAAAACAACGGCUACAUUUCAAACUUGCUGACCUGUGAGCGCGACUCAGGUCAGUGCAGAUGUCGUGAUAAUGUGGUCGGCAGGAGGUGUGACCAGUGCUUGGAUGGCACGUGGAACAUUGCCAGUGGAGAAGGGUGUGAGGAUUGUAGUUGCAAUCUCAUUGGCUCGUUCAACUCGUCAUGUGACGUACGAACUGGCCAAUGCCAUUGCAAGCCCGGUGUUGGUGGAGCUAAAUGUGACCAAUGUCUGCCUUACUACUAUGGAUUCAGUGAUAGUGGAUGCUCAAAAUGUUCGUGUGAUUUCUACGGAUCGUUCAGUUUGGAGUGCCACAACGAUACAGGGCUGUGCCCGUGCAGGCAUAAUUACGAGGGCAGGGCAUGCGAUCAGUGUGCUAUUAAUAGAUACAACUUGAAGGCUGGGUGUGUCGAAUGUCCAGUAUGUUAUGGUAAGGUCCGAGACGUCUACCAGGGCAUUCAGACUGACUUGAAUGACAUUCAGAGGCUCGUGCUGCAGGCUGGCAACUUGACGACGGUGACGUUGGAUGACGACGAUGACCCCAAGUUAAAGGACGAGGUCAGACAGAAAGUUCAAAAGUUACUUGAAUCGGUCAAGAGCAGUGAAGAAUUGGAUAUAACUUUGAAAUUGAAAAAUGAAUGCGAGUCAAUAAAGGAAUUGAAAGCAAAGUUGGAUAGAGUGGACUACAAAAUAUUCCACCUCAACUCCACCCUCAAAAACGCCAAAAAGGAAGUGGACACCGCUGAAUCCUUACUAGAAAGUGCUGAAGAAUCCAUUGAUGAACAGAGGAAAAAGUUGAAGAAAGAAGGAGACGAGGAGUUGGAGACAAUCAAGAGGUUGAAGGAAACAUCAGGCAGACAGUCCAAGGAGAUCACCAGCCUGGCUUCCGACGCCAGGAGCCAUGUGACUCUUUUGAAGCAGCAGAAGGAAGUGAUGGAGAACUGCUCGGCCUCCUUCUCCAACGUCACAGAUGAGAUACACAAGAUAGAAAUUGAACUGGCCAGGCAACAAAUCAACCAUACCGAGCAGAUGAAAAAUUUAAAUGCAGUAUUUGAACACAGCAAAAACCUGUUGAAGAUUGUGCAAAAGAAUUCAACCGAUAUCUUGGCGGCGUCAACGAUUAUACAUAAUGACACACAUUUCUUUUUGAAAGAGGUGUAUGAUACAGAAAUGCCAAAAAUCAAUGUUGAUGAGCUCAGUUCAGCUGUUGCAGAUAUAGAAGCAGAGGAAGAAACAUCACUUGUCGACAAACUCUCUGCAGAACUGAGCGAGAACAAAAACGAAAUAGAAAGAGUGAGGGCCAACGUAUCAGACUCCACCUACCAGAUGGGCCUCUACUUAGAGGAGUACAACGACCUGAAAAUGCAAAUCGAACUGAAAUUCAACGACGCCAACGAAACAGAGCACUCCAUUAAAGACACUGUCACCAAAUCUGAAGAAACGUUGAAUAAAUUGGAAACGUUCGAGGCAGAGCGCCAGAGCAAGAAAAAAGCUGCGGACGAUGCGAAGACAAAAUUGAACGAUAUUAACCUGUCAGUGGCCACAUCAGAGAAGGCCCUGACGGACGUGAGCAGAGACCUGUGGGAAAACAACGCACUCAACGAUGUGACCGCUUCUGCCUCAUUUUUGUUAGACGUUAUGGAAUCGUUCAAUAAAACAAAAAAGAUUUACGAGAACAACGUGGAAACUUACAUGAAUAGUUUGAAUGAAUCUGAAAUUAUGCUUGCUGAACACGAAGUACAUUUUGCUGAAUUAGACAAAGCCGAGCUGUUGUUGAAUAAUUUUGAGGAGAAAAAUGAAGAGGAGUAUGCAAAAAUGGAAAAGAUUCAUAUUGAUGUGGGUGAAACGCUCAUUACUCUGGAAGAAGAUAUUGAGUAUGUCUGUAAGGAAGGAGAAGAAAAUGUUAACGCUGUGAUCCAUAACCUGAAUAAAUUGGAGCCAUUUAACAUGGCAAACUUUAAGAGGUGUCAAGAUGAAAUGGAAAAGAACACAGAUAAGUUGAGGAUGACCAACUUCAACGAACGUUUCAUCACCCUCAAAGAAAGGGGCGACCAUUACAAGAAAAUGACGGAGGCCUACCGCGAGGAGAUGACGAGACUGACGAACGAGGUGAACAUGUUGGAAACCAUCUCCAAGGCCAUCCCUUGGACCUGCGUCACCACAGAGGAACUGGAAGUGGCACCCAUCUCAUGGUCGAAUAUGUAAGAGGUUUUGCAGCUAUCUAUAUUUUUACGUAAUGAUCAAACAACGAAUUAUCAGUCACAUUCAUACGAACGAAUAUAGCAACACAGCCAUUCAAACAAGCUAAUUCAUAUUCUUUUAUUCUUUGCAUAUAUAUAUAAAUAUAUAUUUAUAUAUGUAUAUAACCCUAUAACAUUAGGUUAUUGUUCUAAUUUAAUCACAAAAAAUUGCACGGCAUUAACAAGUUUGUCUAGCGUUGACAUGUUUUAAACGCGUUCAUAAUAUGAAAUAUAUGUAGCAAGGCUGUUAAAAAUUUAAAGCUCUACACUUUUGUCCAAUAUCUCACAUGUGACCAAUUUAAUAAUAUCAGGCAAUUAGAUUUCUUGUAGUUGUUAUAUUUUUAAGCUAAUUGGUUAUUGUUGCGAUGCUUUUUAUUUUAUUUAUAUUAUUAUUAUUAUGCCGAUGUUUUACAUUGCUAAUAUUAUCAGUUGACGUAAUUUAAUGAAUAGUUUUUUAAAUUUGUGAAGUCCAUUAGAAGAAAAGUAUGACUUGACGUCAUCUUUCUACUAAUUGAAGUACUUUUCAACUAUCAUACAUCGCAGUUUGACACGAUUCACAAUGUAUGUACGGUACAAAUGUAUACAACGAAUAUUUCUUCAAUUCUCUAUACAUGGUUUGAAAUGUUUUCUGUACAAUAAACUGCUGAUUUGGUUGUAAAAAUGUUGCCUCCUCCUCUAAAAGACACACUCGGCUGAGAUUU